AUGGACUUUUCGCUUCAGGACAACAUCGAAAGGGACGACUCUCCCGACGCCCUCGCCCCCGAGUCAAAAAAGAAAAUCCCCCGCGAGCUCACCGCGCACGGCACCACGCCCUCGGGUAAGCCCAGGCUCUUUGUUUGCAACACAUGUACCCGGGCGUUUGCCCGUUUGGAGCACUUGCGCCGCCACGAGCGGUCCCAUACAAAGGAGAAACCUUUCACUUGCGGAGUGUGUCAGCGUAAGUUUUCCCGAAGAGACUUGCUCUUGAGACACGCCCAGAAGUUGCACGCGGGUUGCGCUGAUGCCAUUACUCGCUUGCGCAGAAAGCUGAUUAAACUGAACUCCAUCCUGCUGGCCCUGGGCGAGUCCUACGACGAUGCUCUCUUGCUGCAGUCGCCGUACCAAAAGGACUACGCUGAGGCUACUCAGGGCGCUGGCGUCGUGGGCUCCAAGGCCAACGCCUCCGCUGCCAUUCCAACCCCAGGCAACUCCCACCGCGGCUCCUUGGACAGCAUCCAGUUCAACUUGAACUUGUUCAACCCGGCGCUGGCCUCGCGCAAGGUGAAAAAGGACGUUAAGACUCCGCAACUCUCGCGUAAUCCUUCGCUUAAGGACUCCAGCUUGCAGCGCCAGAUGUUCGACCGCAGGAAGAGCAAUAGGGGGAGAGGUGCAUCCUUCUCUGCCCAGUCGGGUGGCAACUACGCCAUGGCCAUGCCCGAGUACAAUGACUCCUACCCUGGCGCCGACAAUGUCGAGUUCUCCACUCCUCAGUUACUUCCUUCUACCAUGGGCGAUGACAACUCAUGGCUAAGUAACUUAUCCACGAUACCCGGAAUGGAGAACUCCCACAAAUCUGGCCCAUCCCGCACGCGGGACGAGUCCAUCACCUCUUUGUCGUUGGACAAUCAUGACUUGCAAAAUCCUACUUUCCAGAGCAUGAUGCGCUCAGACAGUAUCACCUCCACAGGGUCGUUCCACAACAUGGACGCAGCCACUCCAAGCCAGCCUCCGUACCCUUCACAGAAUGGAAGCUUCAGCAAACCAUCAAGAAAUGAACCUCAGAUCAACAGGCAGAGCGACGGUGAUAUGGGCUACUCUUUCUACGGCAUUCCUGAGAGUAUGAUGACAAAAAUGCAAGGCGUACCUAAAAUGAACCAGCCCCUCUCACCGAUCAAGCAGGAACUUGACGAUGAGCUCAUGGACUUGGACAAUGGUAACUCGUUCGAUGCCAUGCACAGCAUGAACAUCCCCGCUGCCAUCACGAAUGGAGUGAACUUCGACUUGAACUUCCUCAAGGAUUUCGACGAACUCACCCAGGAUUUUGAUGUUGGCUCGAAGUUCUUGCCCAAUGGCUAUUCUUUCUACGGUGAUGUCCAGUCAGUGUCGUCCUCGGGUAUCGACUCUACGCCUCCACCUCAGCUUCUUUCUCCAUCUGGAAACAGUGGAAGCCAUCAUUACUCACAGUACGGCCAGUCCCAUCAUGACGAAAAUGCCUUACAGGCAGGUGAUUCGAGAAGUGCCUCUGACGGUGGUUACAGCAGGACGAAUUUGUUCACGAGAAACAUCAGAUACAUGAUCAACAAGUCCUUGAGCAAGUACCCUAUCAGCGGCAUCAUGUCUCCGUCCAUUCCUUCGAAUGAGAAAUUGGAACAGUACUUGCAGAACUUUGUUAGUAUGUUCCUCUCCCACUUUCCUUUUAUCCAUCCUUCCAAGCUCAAUGAAUACGAGAUUAUGAGCAUGACGUCUAAUGAGCCCAUGAGUAACGAGAGCGCUCGUGUGUGUAUGCCGCUUUUGGUUGCCACUAUCGGUGCAUUGCUUGCGAACAACAAGAACGAUUCUGAACACCUUUACGAAGCUUCUCGUCGUACUAUCCAUAUCUAUUUGGAAAACAGAAAGAACUCUGCUGGUGAUAUUAUCGGAGCUUCUCAAAGUCCAACACAGACAGUUAAUCCACUCUGGUUGAUCCAGUCCCUCACUUUGUCUGUGAUUUAUGGAUUGUUCUCCGACAACGAAAACAACGUUUACAUUGUCAUCAGACAGCUUAAUGCCUUGAACUCAUUGGUGAAGACUUCCAUCAAAAGCAACAGAAAAAUUCUUUUCAGCAUCAGUGGAGAAGAUGAGGAGUUUUUCAAAAUCAUCCACGAAGGCGGUACAGCUGAUAGAAACAUGUCUAUGAUAAGCGAAGAGAAAAAGGGUGAGGUGUUCUUCAAGAACAAUAUCAGUCUUCAAUCUCAGGCAAGAAUCGUAUUCAUGAUUUACAAAUUGACCAACUUUAUCUUGAUGACCUACAACGUCCCGCUUACAUUGAGUAUCAAUGACUUGGGUAGUUUGACUUGUCCCAACACUCACGAUGAAUACUUGUGGAGCUUCAGAAAUUACACCGAAUUCACUAAUUACCAAAAGGCCACGGACACCCCACAUGGUAUCGAUUUCUACUUGAGCAAAAAUGAGCACAAUUCCAUCGUUUUUAAGGACCUUUUGUUUAAGCUCCUGAAGAAUGACAAUAAUCCCUCGCUUGUUUCUCAAUUGUCGAACCUCAGCAAGUAUGGAUUUACUUCCAUUGCUCACGGUAUUUAUGAGAUGAAGCAGUAUGACGAGAUGAAAUACAUUGAUGUCUUCUCGAUCUUGGAUAGCUUAACGAUGUUCGUCGACAAUUCCAAGAACAAUUCGGACACGAGAAUCGUCAAGGAUGCGUCAUUGGACUUCGAAAAGCAGGACUAUGCUUUGCUUGUCAGCUUCAUCAAGAUCAGUUCGACAAUCGACUUUAAGCUCGUCAAGGAACAGAGCUGGCUCAAGAACUUUGACGAACUCACAAAGAAUUAUCACAAGUUUUUGAAUUCCGCUAACUCUGUGGAUGACGUUGAAUUCUUGAAGGUAAUUGAUUGCUGCAUUCUCAUCAUCAAGCUCAUUUUGUUCAAGACUGAGGACAGAGGUCAAGACAAGGAUGUCAAUGGUCUUCAAUUUGGUGACAACAGCUUGCUGCAUCAGUACAAUUCUUGUGCAGACUUUGAGAAGAUGAUGGGUUGGAAAAUCAACGAUGAGGUUGACAUCACCAAGAACUCGGUUCAUUCACAGAUGUUGUUCCAUGUCUUCACGAUACUUUCAGUGUUUGCCAUCUUCAUUGCCAAGAGAAACCGUGGUCAGAAUGAUCUCGCCAACUCUGACAAGCCCACAUACACUAGUCAGCUCAACCAGCGCUUCAUGGUUGUUCUCCGUGUGCUUGCAAGAAUUGAGCAGUUCUUGAAGACCAAGUACCGCAAUUCGAAGCAUGAAUCCGAUCUCACUAAUCUUUACUUGUUUUCAUCGUUUAACAACGACAGUCUACUCAUGGACAGCACUGACUUCAUGCAUGACGAUAGUGCUAUGGAGCAGCUUGUCAACUCUCACGAGAACUACUUCGCUUUCAGUUUGGAAAAAGCACUUUACGUGCUCAAGAUUGGAGAGCUCAUGUUGCGCUACUUGUACGAUACAAACAUCAAGGUUUGCAUCUUUAGAAAGUUGAGUGGAAGUCUUCUGCAAAUGAGGAAGUUCUUGAUCGACAACGAAAGUCGGGUCCUUACUUGA
Messenger RNA from Candidozyma duobushaemuli, 3561 nucleotides. It is a transcript of the gene ADR1, whose product is annotated as DNA-binding transcription factor. The coding region runs from base 1 to 3561 and encodes 1186 amino acids. NCBI's taxonomy places the organism in Eukaryota, Fungi, Ascomycota, Pichiomycetes, Serinales, Metschnikowiaceae. Gene Ontology annotation, molecular function: RNA polymerase II cis-regulatory region sequence-specific DNA binding; DNA-binding transcription factor activity, RNA polymerase II-specific. The transcript has a single exon. The record is from RefSeq and is a predicted model, not a curated record. Gene Ontology annotation, biological process: regulation of transcription by RNA polymerase II. Gene Ontology annotation, cellular component: chromatin.